CACGUUUGACUUCAUUCCUUCAAUUCAGCUACCCACUCGUUGUGACUGAAAAUGUGGCAGACGUCCCCUCAGAAUUCUGAAUCUCCUGCUUCCUUUCCCCGUGGAUAACCAUGAAGCUCUCGCUUACUCUACUCGGUCUUUGCACGAGUUCGCAUGCCUUGCAUAACAGACGGUCAACUCGCACUACCGAUUCACAGCAGCUCAGACGCACAGUACGAGAUACGGUCUCCGAUAGCCUCAUCGAAGCAUCUUCUACAGAUAGUCCAUACCCAACGAAGCCGAAGAAACCAUUACCGUGGUGGAAACUACCCAACACCGAGAACGGAGAGAUGAAUGCGAUUUCAUGGACGCAGUAUUACCCUUUGAACAACGAUGGCGAGAGUCAUAGUGAGGAGAUAGGUACAGGCGUAUCUGUAGGUAAUAACGUGUGCCCUAUCAACCAAUGCCAGAGCAGUGGAGUGUUGGGUCAAUUUUAUUGCGGACAGAACGCGCGAUGCCUUCAGAACUACUGUCAAUGCAACCUUGGAUGGAAGCCAGCCAACAACGUGCCGGUGUCUCGAGGUUGGACUGGACUUGAAGCGCUAACGGUGUGGGUGGAGGACUACAGCUCAGGAUGUACGGAGCGUUGCAAUAGUCUGUCCUGCUCGGAGGUUCCGCAGGUGAAGGGCUGUUUCGAUCAGCAUGUAAGGCACACCUACAACGAUGAAGGAAGUGGCCAGGCUCAGGGAGGUCUGGAGGGUCUGGCAACCGAUGUUCUGCAUCUAGGAGCCAUCAAAGCCCCUGGAGCAGAUGGUGGUAUCGGCCGGUAAGCCAUGUGUAUGGUUGCUUUUCCAAUACCAUCGUGACUUGGCAGUACAAUUCUGCUUCAACGAGCUCCAGGGUGACGCAAACACAUUCACCAAGGCCUUUCUCUACCAGAACUACGGCUACCCGUCCCCUUCAAGUCAACCUCCCAGCUCGGCCUACUGCUGCUCCUGCCGACCCAGUUCAGCC
Messenger RNA from Didymella exigua CBS 183.55, 993 nucleotides. RefSeq lists its product as uncharacterized. The record is from RefSeq and is a predicted model, not a curated record. The transcript is spliced from 2 exons. Bases 111 to 809 code for a protein of 232 amino acids. Lineage: Eukaryota; Fungi; Ascomycota; Dothideomycetes; Pleosporales; Didymellaceae.